UCUCGCUCUCCCUCCCUCCCUCUCCCCGCUGCUCCCGCCUCCUGCCCUCCCUUGCCCCCUCCCCUCCCCGACACUGCAGCAUUCGCCGACUGCAGCUCCAGCCACCGCCCGCGCCUCUCCGGCCUCCGCAACCCCACCGCCGCCAGCACCAUGGCCAGCACCGUGUCCGCCUACAAGAAGAUGAAGGAGCUGUCGGUGCUGUCACUCCUCUGCUCCUGCUUCUACUCACAGCCGCACCCCAACACCGUCUACCAGUAUGGGGACAUGGAGGUGAAGCAGCUGGACAAGAGGGCCUCCGGCCAGAGCUUUGAGGUCAUCCUCAAAUCCCCUUCCGACCUUUCCCCGGAGAGUCCCAUGCUCUCCUCCCCCCCCAAGAGGAAGGACACCUCCCUGGAGGAGCUGCAGAAGCGGCUGGAGGCAGCUGAGGGGCGGAGGAAGACGCAGGAGGCGCAAGUGCUGAAGCAGCUGGCGGAGCGGCGCGAGCACGAGCGCGAGGUGCUGCACAAGGCGCUGGAGGACAACAACAACUUCAGCCGCCUGGCCGAGGAGAAGCUCAACUACAAGAUGGAGCUCAGCAAGGAGAUCCGCGAGGCGCACCUGGCCGCACUGCGUGAGCGGCUGCGCGAGAAGGAGCUGCACGCUGCCGAAGUGCGCAGGAACAGGGAGCAGCGAGAGGAGACGUCCGGCUAAGGGGCCGUUUGGACACCGCGGCGCCUGGAUCCCGAGAUGAGACAGGAACACAUCUGGGUUUCGGUUUUGUUUUGUUCGACUUUGUCUAGAUGCGGCUUUUGCUCCCGUCCCUCCUCCCCUCCUGUUCUCCCAGCUUCAGCUUCUCUUUCCGCGUUCCGAGCUGUCCAGCCCUCGUGGCAAGGCUUUGACCACAGGCUCUCCCUGUGGGGCCCCCAGGGCGUGGCACACAGCCCCACAGUUCAGGCCCCAGGCUGGCCGUGGCUGGGUCCCCUCUUGGCAGCCCUCUUAGUGGACGUGGUGGCGACCUCAAUAAAUCCAGCGAUGGUGGCAGGAA
This is a messenger RNA of Orcinus orca (killer whale), 1024 nucleotides long. It is a transcript of the gene STMN3, whose product is annotated as stathmin 3. Gene Ontology annotation, cellular component: cytoplasm; neuron projection. The record is from RefSeq and is a predicted model, not a curated record. The transcript is spliced from 5 exons. Lineage: Eukaryota; Metazoa; Chordata; Mammalia; Artiodactyla; Delphinidae. The coding region runs from base 151 to 690 and encodes 179 amino acids. Gene Ontology annotation, biological process: regulation of microtubule polymerization or depolymerization; microtubule depolymerization; neuron projection development. Gene Ontology annotation, molecular function: tubulin binding.